Messenger RNA from Coregonus sp. 'balchen', 5790 nucleotides. The record is from the annotation of a GenBank genome assembly. NCBI's taxonomy places the organism in Eukaryota, Metazoa, Chordata, Actinopteri, Salmoniformes, Salmonidae.
AUGGCCAAUCAUGACCAUGGAGGCCAGCAUGUGUGUACAGGCUUUUGUAACAUACCUAAUUCAACACUAUCCACCUAAUACAUGGUCUUAAACAUUGCCCACGGUUAGUUGAAUUAGGUGUGUAAGUGCUGGGCUACAGAAAUGCCUGCAUACAUUGUGGAACAUGGCACAGAGGCUCAGAUCUGACAAGUUUUGUUUGCGUAGUCAGGUUCCCAGCUGCAGCAGUCACAGCAGCAGUGUUUUUACAGCACCUAUUCUCAUUCUCCUGACUGGCCAACAGCGUCUCAUCGAGGGCUCACAAAUCAGCCGUCGGUACGGGAGAGGGGUGGACAGGUAGAGACACUCCGCUGUGUCUGUCCCCGAAGUUGUCGCUCGUCCCCCCUUGCUCACUACACUGCCAGUGGCUCUGUCUUCAGUCAUUUUCAUAGCCCUCGUAACUGGGGGACGACGGUGUCUGUCUGUGUCCCCCUCUGUCUCCCUCCCUCCUUCCUUUCUUCCUUCUUCUUCCCCUCUCCUCUGCUGCUUGUCUUCAUGGGAGAGUGAUGGGCAAAUGGUUUAUCGUUGAACUGGGUCAAACAUCUCUCUCUGAUUCUUCAAGCUUCCUUGAUUCCCACCCUGGGAAUUCCAAAAUGAACAGUAAAAUCUCUGAAUCACCUCUUAACCCUCCCAUCUGCCAAUCCUCCUCCCAGUCCAACAUGUGGAUACUUGUGUGUUUUAGCCAGAGGGGAAUAGCAAACGGGGGAAUAGAAUAGGGAAGUCCAACUAGAAGUAGGAAAAAAAUCAGAGGUUGUUGAGCAUAUCGAACAGUGCUAAUUUUUCAGGAGUACAAACUGCUUUUCAGGGAUAUAGCUUUUCAGGGAUUUUGAACAGAUUUUUGAUAACCAUAUACAUACAUUGUAAGUAUGAGCUUUAUACUUUUCUUUGCCUGUAUAGCGAAAUUGAGAAAGCCUUGGGUUGUGACCGUUCCUUUCACAUUCCUUUCAUUCUGUACUGAACAGAAUGCUCCUGUUGUUUGCAUUUCUAUGUACAAAGGAAUUAUGCUUCAUUGUAAGUGAUUAGUAGUUCAUAGAUCGUGAGGCUGAUACAGAACACUGCUCACUGAUAAAUGGUAAAACAUUAGAGAUUAUUGAUUGUUUUAAACUAUUUUGACAUGGGGAAUGCUCAUUAUUUCCAUAGCAAACUGUUGGUCACUCAUUUUGGAGUAAUUCUUGUUAUCUAUUAAUGAAUCAAUAAUUAUAAUGGAUGAUCAGUGUCUUCUGAAACAUCAGCAGAUUCUGUCAGCUGAAGUUUAGAGGUUUUCUUUUUCCGUCCCAUAAUUCAUAGCGAAACUGUCCGGUUGCUGUUCUGCUUCUGCAUUUUUUGGCACAAAAACAUCUUUGACUAGACAGGCUUCCUGUGCUCUGUUGCCUCUCUCUUUCUCUGUCUCUCUCUUCGUGUCUCUCUCUAUGUUUCUCUCUCUGUCUCUCUCUCCCCCGUCUUUCACUCCCUGUCUCUCUCUCUCUCUUCUUUCUCUGUCUCUCUCUCAUUUUAGAUCAGUUGUUUCCAUCCUCCAUCUCUCAUGUUAGGUCGAAUAUCAGGCAAAGGGGCAUGGACAGGAAGUAAGUCAACAUCAUGUUCUCUAUAAAUGUAAACCAUUUGAACAUCAUCAUAAUCACCACCAAUAUCCCAUUCAUCAUCAACAACAAAAAAUUAAGAGUCUCUAGGCUUUUUUGUUGUUUCUGUAGGGUCCCCAAGCCCCCAAUGAUGAAGUCGUGUCAUGGCGACAGUCCCUCAAAAAACUUCUGGAGUGUAAAAGUAAGACAAUGUACUCUUCUUUACUCUCUCUCUCUCUCUCUCUCUCUCUUCUCUCUCUCUCUCUCUCUCUCUCUCUCUCUCUCUCUCUCUCUCUCUCUCUCUCUCUCUCUCUCUCUCUCUCUCUCUCUCUCUCUCUCUCUCUCUCUCUCUCUCUCUCUCUCUCUCUCUCUCUCUCUCUCUCUACUGAUUCUGUUGUUUGAUACUGUUAAUACAGUCCUACUAAAGCAAGUGCAGAGAAGUGGUGCCAGUGUAAGCCUGAAGUCCUUGGAACAGGGGGGACAAGCUGGCUGCCAUUGCACUAAUUUUGUCUUGUGUCGAUUAAAGUCAGUUCUCAAGCUGUGAUUUAUGUAAUGCAAUUAGUGUGAGUAAUGUUGGAUCACGCAGUUUGCUGUUUGUUUGUGUUCCCAAAAGACUAAUAACAAUUGGCACACCUGCACGGAUCUAUAAGCAAGCUAAGCAUUUUGAGAAGGCUACAGUAUGCUACAGGACACAAAGGACAACUAUUCCCAUAUGACAUCUAAAAUAAUGACUCACUCACAUCUAAAACAACUAAUGUUUUUUGGCAUUGUACAUUUAACACCCUUAUUAUGUUGUAUGUUAAUUUACUGUAACAGCAUUGGAGGUUGCAAAAUAACAGUAGAAGUCCAUUUUAAAAUGGAAACCCAGAACAUCUGUUGUUGUGCUUGAACAAACAUAUUCCUUUAAUAAGUCUCUGUCACUUAAGGACUCACUCAAACUAAACCAGUUUGACAACUUUGUGGGCCAGCCUACUCUCUCUCUAAACCUGCAGGUCAUGGGCAGUGGCCAUGCUCACAUGUGUGUGCCUGCCUGUAUGAAUGUUAGUGUGAUUCUGUCUGUAAUUCUAAUUUCACACCAUCUCCUUUUUCUGUCUCUACUGUAUAGCAGGGCAGCUGGCCUUCAGAGAGUUCCUGAAGACAGAGUACAGCGAGGAGAACAUCUUGUUCUGGCUGGCCUGUGAGGAGUACAAGACCAUCACCUCCAACACUGAGAUGGCUGAAGCAGCCAAAAGGAUCUACACAGAGUUUGUACAGGUCGACGCCCCCAGACAGGUACAUAGAGACAUCAGAUGGAACAACUCUAUUGGUGUAACUUAAUAUUUCUUUCUUUCUCUCUUUCUUUCAUUUUCUCUCUCUAGCUCUCUCCCUCUAGCUGUCUCUUAGUCUUUCUCUCUAUUUCCCCCUUUCUCUGUCCAACAUAAUGGUUUCACAAAGACGAUGUUUCAUUCAUUACUCAAUUCCAGAUAAACAUCGACUGUGAGACCAGGCAGGAGAUUACAAACAGCAUGUCUCAGCCGACCCUGAGCUGCUUCGAGAAGGCACAGAGAGUGAUAUACAAGCUGAUGAAAAAGGACAGUUAUCCCAGAUUCCUGAAAUCUGAAAUCUAUCAGGCUCUUUUAGAACCGUCAGACGCCAGCUGAGGUUCCAGGACCAGGUGAAGAAUAAUACCUGUCUACAACCAACAGGCUGUGGGCUGACAGUGAUUCAACUCUCUCUUCUCUAACUAGCUGUCCAUGUUAGUUCAGCGUGGUUUAACUUUGGGCUGGAGCACAAAACACAGGGGCCAUGCUUAGCAGUCUCUCUAAUGAUAAUUCAUCAUCGAGCUCAGUGGCUCCCAAUCGUGUUCUAUUGUUGUAAGGCGGGAUACUCUAUCCAUAUAAAAAUGCUACAAUUAUAGAUAUGAUUAAACAUUUGAUACUAUAAAGACUUUAUUUACAGUAUAACGUAUUAUGUAUUUUAUAACUUUUAAACUUUUUUACAAGGUUAGUAUUAUCCAUUGGUUAUCCAUUGAUUGUUACUUUGCACAUGAACUGUAAUAAUUUAUGGUAUUCUUCCACUGUCUAUGUAAACUAUGAUAUGUCAGACUUGCCAUUAAUGUACAAGUUCAACAUUUCUGUCUAUUUGUUCAUUUCUGUCUUGUUUCUGUCUAUGACAGGAAUUCAACAGGCCAACCCAAUGCAAUUUGGUGUGCGUGUGUGUGUGUGCAUGUGUAAUUGGGAUUCAGAAGGCCAAGCCAACACAAUCAGUGCAGCAUCAGCUGAGGUCGUAGUCUCUGUCUCUCAGUCGUACCCUCAUGUUGUUCCUCUUUAUCUCUCAUACCCAGACCAACCCCAAACACUCUGCUCCCUAGGCCACCAGGCCAAUGGGCCAUCUUUUGAGACAUCUCUCUCUCUCUCUGUAUCUCUCUCUCUCUUUCUCCCCCUCUGCUUCUCCCUUCUGUGUUCUGUUUUCACACACUGUACCACGUGAUUUCAUGUUGUCUACCUUAAUCUACCCUCUCAGUGUUAUGUCUAACACCAGUCCAAGUGUGUAUGGUCUCUCCCCAGCAGGAGUCUAUGAAGAGUAGAAGCAUCAACCACCUGCCCACACUAUAACACCCCUGACAUUCCCCUUUUUGCACACAGACCCCCUACAAGGAUACACACCUGGUGUCUUCCACUAGUAAACAUGGACACAUGCAAGUGUAGCAUGUACAAACCUGCUCUGGGAUACAAUAUCAUGCUCACUUGAGUUACACAUCAAUGUUCCCUCAGUGAGUUUCACAUGCAUGCACGCACCCACACACAAAUGGGAACUUUAAUUGUGUUUCUGGCCAAAUCUACUGCAUGUGUUGCUGGUAUACAUCACUCUCUGCAGGAGGCUGUAUCAACCUGGGAGGAAACAGCAAGGGACACUGAGACUAACACAGCCUGUUGGGUCCUGGACUACAGUCUUAUUACUGUCAUUAUGUCUUCCUAUAUGGCCCCCUGACGUCUUCCUCUCUCCAAAAGCUGUGGCGCUUUCAUUUCCAUUCAUAUCAACAAAUCUUAUCACUGUUCCAGCUGUAUGUGCACAUGGAUAUCUUUACAAUUGGCCAUAAUACAUUAAAGCCCUGUCUCUACAACGCUGUCUGAAUCAGAUGUACUGUAAUCAUUAGCUCUGGGAUGGGAUGUGGAUUUCUGUUUUACAGAUGGAUGAAAGUAAGUAGAGUUAGGAUUAUUAUGUGGAAUAGUGUUGCCUUUCCAGGAAUACAUUGGGAGAAUAUGAUGCUGAUGUUUCUGCCAAAAGGCAGGGGGUUCUACAACGUGACCCAUUUGUUACUGUUUGUCUGUGUUUGUGUUUGUGUGUGUGUGUGUUUCUGUCUUACUACAGAGGACAGGAAAGUUCUCCAACCAAGACAGCAUCUGACAUUUGGGAUAUGAAACUUGAAGACAGUGUUAAUAAGACAGUAGGGUGAUAAAUCUGAGAUGAGACCUGUGACACAGCAUAAAAUCAACAUAAUAAUCCACCAGGCAGGGAUACAGCAGGGAUUUAGGUGUCUGCUUCUACGAAACAUACUAUUGCAUUAAAAUAAUAUGUUCCUCUGUCUUCCUCUAUCUCCCUUUCCUGGGAUUAUAAUACAAAUGUGCCUGAACCAAUACAAAGAUUGGCUCAAAGCAACAUAAACAAUAUCUCUGUCAAUUAUAGGACAUGGCAUUGUUUGGGCCUAAAGAAAAGACAAUAACACUGCAUACUGGGUCUGGAAACCAAGAAACAUUACUUAAAGUUCCAAGUUUAUCGUGAAUUCAUGUUCGGUAGCCUAGCUCAAGUUGGCAUUACAUAGAGAAACACUUUUCUGUGUUUAUUCCUUUAAACCCUGCUUGCAUAAACAACGUAGAGCAGGUAGGGACAGACAUCAACAUUGUGUGUGAAAUCUCACCACAUGACUAGAGGCUUCAUGCCAUCCAAGCCACAGAUCCCUCUGGGUUGGCAGAGGGCCGGGGACAUUGGGAUGAAGUAUAGUUUUGAAAUCCUCUCUUCCAUCUCUCUCUGUGUGUGCGUGUGUGUGUGUGUGUGUGUGUGUGUGUGUGUGUGAAGGACAAACGCCCACCUGCCUAACUGUGAGAAGACAGCAAUCUUAUUCCAUUCCGUCCCUAUUCUGAUGGACCCCUGUGAGGGCUGGUUGCUGAGUUGGGAAGCAGGCAGGGAGGGGAGGGAGGGAGGUGUCGAGGACCCAGCA